AUGAAGUUUUCGGCAAGCCAAAAGGUCGUGCUUUGGUCGGGUAUWCAGACAGCAAAACAACAACAAAAUCCACAGAAAUGGUCGAUUUAAGGUUGUUUUAAACAGACUGUCAAAAUUGUCUCCGCAAGAAUACAUUUUCAGUCUAUUAACAUAAGUACGAGCGCUAACACAGUGUUUACAUUUUCCCAACGGAACUAACUCAAUGCGAAUGCAAAUGAGUCGAGAUCUGACAGCUCGAUUUGGAAGACAGUGAAUGAGCCAGCGUAAAAUUACGGUUCUGUCACGCCUUGGGAAGGGAAGGCAAGCUUACAGCAGCAUACGACGUCGAGUUUAUUCGYUCGCUAGCUUGYCAGGGCUUAUUCAACGAGCGACGAAAGCGAGUGGUUAGUCAAGAAGCAGGAACCUGUGAGCCAACAUGGUGGACGGCUUUGUGGUCGUUCCAAAUACGGACAUCGACAUUGAAAGAAAGAUUAAAAUAGUUCUUCUCGGAGACAAAGAGGUUGGAAAAACAUGCCUUCUUCUCCAGCUCUGCUAUAAGUCAAAUACGAUAUCGAGAAAGCAUUUGGAAUCGAUCUCUAACACCUAUCAAGCGAAUAUUAUAGURGAAGGCAAAGUAUAUCAGUUGGAUUUAUGGGAUGCAGAGUGCAAGGAUGCUAAUGACAACGUUCGGCCGUCCGCAUACACCGAAACUGAUGUCUUUUGUGUGUGUUUUUCGGUGAGCGACGCCGAAUCAUUUCGCCAUGUUGAAAACAAAUGGCACCAGGAAAUUAAAAAGCAUUCGCCUAAGACUCCAAUUAUUCUAGUAGGAACCAAGACAGACUUACGAGAGGCUCAUGAGGAAAAGAAUGGGAAAGUGGAUGAGAAAAAAACGGCAUUUAUAACUUAUAAAAUGGGRAAAAAGAUGAAAAAGAAACUGGGAGCUAUAAGRUACUUGGAGUGCUCAGCACUGACWCAGCGAGGGUAUGUAGAAGUCUUUACAGAAGCUGUUAAGGCAUGCAUCGAGCAGUCGAAAAAGGGAAGUAGCUGUAAUAUCCUUUAGKUCAUCAAUAAUACUGUGACAAUUGACUAUUGAGGAGUUAAACAUUGGAGAGAAAGAAGGCUGUGGCUUUGAAACGUUAUUGAUUAUCAUAUUCUAAAAAUAGGUUUAAGUGUUAGAAARAAAUGUUUAUUGAAACAUUGGACAUUAUAAGGCAAAACCACAGAUUCGAGAUAACCGAAGCUGAUAUACUAUAUUCUUAAAAUAACAAAAUUAAGAAUGUAAAUAUAUACCAGUCUAUCAUAUAAAGCUAAAUUUGUGUGCAUAGCCACUAAGGUAGAUGCUAUAAGACAAGCACAAUUACAAAAAUAUGUCGUCAAUCAGAUAAGAAAUGAAAAUAGGAAAUUUGAAACGGUUUGACAAGCUUAUUUAGAUAAGAGAAUAUGGAAAAGGCUUACAAAUUUAAAUGACUCCAUAUGAAAUAGCUAGAUUAGAAAUUAAAUAAUUCAGUGUUGUGUGSAUAUUUUAUUUAAGAUAGUAAACCAAAAUGAGUAUUGAUCAACUAGAAAAGGUAAAAUAGAAAUCUUUAAUAACUCGUUUAUCGGAGGGGAAAAAGUAAAGAAAGCGAGAAUGUUUUUGGAUAUCGAUAAGCAAUCAAUAUAAAAUCAGAAUAUCCGACCUCACGGGAAAUAGAAAUUAAGAUAUCUAAUAGAAACAAGAAAAGAAACAAGAAUAAAAAGUACAUAAUGUAUAAGACGAAUAUAUUUACUAGGAAGUUUGUAUGUAGUUAAAAUGUUUGAGUCAAAUUUAUCAUUACUUAUUGUACUAUAUGAAGAAUUUAUUUUGAUAAAAUGUAUUAUUGAAAAACUCAACCUGUUGAAAUACACCAUUAAAAACUGACAAAGGUGUCUUGGUGUCAAAACGGAUUGAAWAUACAGCAUAAGUGACCUCGACAGACAUGAGGUGUCGAGAUGAGACUAUGAUACGUUUAAUAUACCAUUCAUUURGCAUUCAAAUCUAUUGUUACUAUUCAUUCAUUUGAAAAUAUACUUAUUGAGGUAUUUAUUGAACGUCGAUUUAUUACUCGCAUUAGAGUACACCUAACGAUAAAAAAUUGUUUUCCUUGGCUAAAGAAAUAGAACAUUUGUCUUUUAGUACAAAAAGGAAUAUAUAAAAAUAUUUAAAACGUGGUUUUCUCUAGCAUAUGGGGUGAAAAACAAUAUCUUUAAGGAUAAGAAGGGAUUAAGAAUAGGUUAAAAAGGUGGUUUUCUUUGAUUGUUCUUUUGUCUUUAAUUGKUCUUAUCACUAUGCUUAUUCGAUGUCUCAUUGCGCACGUUUGACUUUAUUUUUUUGUCUUUUCUUUUGUUCUCGGCUUAUGCCUAUGUUUAUGCCUUUAUAGUAAAAACCAAGAUACAAUGAAAAGCGCUUAUAGCCUGGAUUAUUUUAUUUUGUCUUUUGUGUUUCUUUUACACCAAAGUAUUGASUAUUCUUAAAAUUCCAACAGAGGCAGUAAUAGCCAUGAAUCUAUGUGUAAAUACAGCUAUUUCAAAAAACGUUGUCGGGGAGAACGGCGAACGGUGAUUGUUGAAGAGAGAUUCCACGACCGAAAGAGACUAUGGUUACACUGUAUUGAUCAACAGAAUUUCACUUAUUGGAUUCACCUUACAUAGAAAUGGAGGCUAAAUGGAGCCAAUGUUUACCACAGACCAUCUUACAGUACAAAUUAGUUGUUAUCUUAUUUCACCAAGCAAAACCCAUGACUACUUUCGGUCGUGCAAUCRCCGUUCGACCAKKGACAUCGCCAUUUUACCCUACAGCCUUUUUUGAAAUAGCUAUAUAUUGUUUAUUCUAUUGUUUUCUAUCCUAGGAACGGAAUUAUUGAAAUUUUGAUAAUAGUCAAUAAAUGUUCGAUUUUCUCUAUGUUAA
Exaiptasia diaphana is the source of this 2902-nucleotide messenger RNA. RefSeq names its product rho-related protein rac1A. Gene Ontology annotation, biological process: regulation of cell shape; small GTPase-mediated signal transduction; regulation of actin cytoskeleton organization. The record is from RefSeq and is a predicted model, not a curated record. The transcript has a single exon. Gene Ontology annotation, molecular function: protein kinase binding; GTP binding; GTPase activity. Lineage: Eukaryota; Metazoa; Cnidaria; Anthozoa; Actiniaria; Aiptasiidae. Bases 416 to 1039 code for a protein of 207 amino acids. Gene Ontology annotation, cellular component: cytoplasmic vesicle; cell cortex; plasma membrane.